AUGGACACUGAUGAAAAGGCACAUCGGCAGGCUCUCUUGCAGCAGGCUGAUCUGGGGAUCAUUCGGCGGGACGAAAUAUCAACUGUUGACGAGAAGAAGUCACACUAUGCCGGGCAGUUAAAGACAUCUAAUGUGUCUAGUUUUCGUGACCCUGGGCAGCGCGGUGUUAAAACAGAACACAGGACACUCCUCGAUGGUUGGUCCAGUAAGUCUCAUCAAUUGCUCAUAUAUCUUAUAACUACCUCAAGUUAUAUGCUGAAUGGCCCUUCUCAAGGCCUGAAAGAAACAGAAAAACAAGAUGAAGACGAUCUUGACUCUAUGAUGAUGGGACAGAGCCAUCGUGCGCGCCUUCAGUCAGGGUUUCAGAACAACAGUGGCUUUGAUACGAUUUCAGCUCUAACUUCAGCUCCUAAAGGAGGCCGUGGUAGCUUUCCAGCUGUCCGAGGUGGUCACGCCAGUCGGGGCGAACGGGUUGGUGGCGGUGGUAUGUCAGCCCAUAGAAUUGGUCGUGCGAACUUUCCGGCUUCUAAAAAAAGUUUCUUUGAUCCUGCGAUUGAAAAAAACAAUACUCAUAUGCCAUAUUCGAGAGCAGGUCGCAGCAGCUUCUCAACUCGAGGGGUUGGCCGUGGUGGCUACCCAACAGCUAGAACAGGCUGCGGAAGCAUUCCUAGCCCCAGAAGUAGACAUUCUGUUUCUCCAAGAAUGACGCCCAUUCAUCACAAUAAAUACCGUGUGAAGCAGGGGUAUGGUCAAGGCGAUAUCACAGGUGGUUACAACUCCCCUCAGCCGCAGACAAGCGGUUCCGCCUCAAACCCACAGUUGUAUCAAGAAAAAGACCUACUUGUCUUUGACUCUCCUCCCAGAAAGAACUCUACUAAAACUGUUAAUCGAGUUCCCAUUCCAGAUCUCAUGGAUAUCGACGAAGGUGAGAAGCUUUCUAAGCUCUUCUCGCCUCAAAAUACUACCCCAACGAAAAAGAAAAAUAUUGCGAAUGUGCCAAAAGUUUCAGACUUAGGGACUCUCAAGUACACUGUGGUUGAAAAGUCCGCCAAAGUGAAGGAGAACAUCACCAAUAGCUCGAGUACUUUGGGUCUACAAACGUUCAGGUAUGCAACGGCUGAGAAAUUUAUUCCUGUGAGUAAGGAAAACAUUACCGAUGCCCCAAAGACUCUGGUGCCGGCUUCCAAGUACGCUAUGGCCGACGAAUUCUUCCCCGCGAAUACGGAGAAUAUUGGCAAAUCUCCAACCAUUUUGGGCCUGCAGGAUUCCAAAUAUGCAAUGGCUAAAGAGUCUGGUGCACAGGCGUCCAUAUUACCUCCGCCCGUGAACCUCAAGAUUUCGAAAUGUGAAGGCAAUUCUAGAAAGGAAGACCAAAGCGCAUCCGAUUAUUGGCUACAAGCCUUGCCUCGUGCUGUGAAAAACCUUGGUGAAGUCCAGUCUCAGCCAUCCCCUCCGUCGUCAAAGGCUUUUGAUUUAUCAAAAUCUCGUUUCGCUCACUGA
Messenger RNA from Talaromyces proteolyticus, 1500 nucleotides. RefSeq lists its product as uncharacterized. The transcript has 2 exons. The coding region runs from base 1 to 1500 and encodes 499 amino acids. The record is from RefSeq and is a predicted model, not a curated record. NCBI's taxonomy places the organism in Eukaryota, Fungi, Ascomycota, Eurotiomycetes, Eurotiales, Trichocomaceae.